AAAAGUCUGAAUCUGGGAUGUCUGUUAUCCUUCUUGUUCUCAAUUUCCUGUCUUGUACAUUGCUGCCCGGCCCUGGCACUGUGAAUUGUCAAGUUAUAUGUACAAUCGUUAACUAAACAACAAGAUUUUUUUGUAAUUUCGACGAAAAGCACUCCGCUUGUUUUUUAAGAAAAAGAUGACUGUCAUAACGAAAAUUCAUGCACGUCAAAUCUUUGACAGUCGAGGAAAUCCAACUGUUGAAGUUGACCUCACCACUAGCAAAGGUCUGUUCAGAGCUGCUGUACCUUCAGGUGCAUCCACUGGAGUUUACGAAGCUUUAGAGCUGAGGGAUAAGGAUCCUUCUAUGUAUUUAGGAAAAGGUGUCCAAAAAGCUGUCUCUAAUGUGAACACUGUGAUUGCCCCUGCCUUGUUAGAAAAGGGUUUUGAUGUGACUAAUCAAGAAGCCAUUGAUAAAUUUAUGAUUGAUCUUGAUGGUACUGACAACAAAGGCAAACUUGGAGCUAAUGCUAUUUUGGGUGUGUCUCUUGCUGUUUGCAAAGCUGGUGCUGCUCACAAGGGUGUGCCUUUGUACCGUCAUAUUGCUGAUCUUGCUGGAAAUUUGAAAGUCAUCUUGCCUGUCCCGGCUUUCAAUGUCAUUAAUGGUGGAAGUCAUGCUGGAAAUAAAUUAGCAAUGCAAGAGUUUAUGAUUCUUCCUACUGGGGCCGAUAGUUUCUCUGAAGCUAUGAGAAUUGGAUGCGAGACUUAUCACACGUUGAAAGGGGUAAUCAAAAAGAAAUAUGGUUUGGAUGCUACUGCUGUUGGAGAUGAAGGUGGUUUUGCUCCAAAUUUCCAAGACAACAAAGAAGGCUUGGAGCUUCUUAAAGAGGCAAUUGCAAAAGCUGGUUAUACUGACAAAGUUGAAAUUGGAAUGGAUGUUGCUGCCUCAGAGUUUUACAAAGACGGAAAAUAUGAUCUGGACUUCAAAAACAAAAAUUCUGAUCCAAGUAAAUGGUUAACUGGCGAGCAACUUAGUGCUCUUUAUCAAGAAUUUAUCAACGAAUAUCCCGUGGUAUCAAUCGAAGAUCCGUUUGAUCAAGAUCACUGGCAAGCCUGGUCUCAUUUGACUGGACAAACAAGCAUUCAGAUUGUUGGCGAUGACCUCACAGUAACAAAUGUUAAACGCAUUGAAACAGCAAUCUCAAGCAAAGCUUGCAACUGUUUGCUUUUGAAGGUCAACCAAAUUGGCUCGGUAACGGAGUCCAUUGAGGCAUGCAAACUUGCACAGCGUAAUGGCUGGGGUGUUAUGGUGAGUCAUCGUAGUGGAGAAACUGAAGAUACAACCAUUGCUGAUCUAGUUGUUGGUUUAUGUACUGGUCAGAUAAAAACUGGAGCACCAUGUCGUUCUGAACGCUUGGCAAAGUACAAUCAAAUCUUAAGAAUCGAAGAAGAACUUGGUGAAAAUGCUGUCUUUGCUGGCAAACACUUCCGUCGACCAUCUGAAAUGUGAACGAGUGUUUCCGAAGUGCUAGAAACGAAUAUGUUGAACAAAUUUGCUUUGAGCCUUUCACAGAAAGUAGUUAGCUGAUGUUUGACGCAGAAUUCAUGUAUUUUGCAUUUGCAAUUCAUUAACAAAACAUAGUUAAAA
Xenia sp. Carnegie-2017 is the source of this 1624-nucleotide messenger RNA. Its product is annotated as enolase-like. Gene Ontology annotation, cellular component: phosphopyruvate hydratase complex. Bases 176 to 1486 code for a protein of 436 amino acids. Gene Ontology annotation, molecular function: magnesium ion binding; phosphopyruvate hydratase activity. The record is from RefSeq and is a predicted model, not a curated record. Gene Ontology annotation, biological process: glycolytic process. The transcript is spliced from 18 exons. NCBI's taxonomy places the organism in Eukaryota, Metazoa, Cnidaria, Anthozoa, Malacalcyonacea, Xeniidae.